Molecule: messenger RNA, 984 nt
Organism: Candidula unifasciata
Lineage: Eukaryota; Metazoa; Mollusca; Gastropoda; Stylommatophora; Geomitridae
Source: the annotation of a GenBank genome assembly
AUGUUUGUUUAUACUGCUUUCACCACUUCCUUUCGCAUGUAUUGCUACUUUGGCUUCGAUGUGAGCAGCCCUGACGCCCUGAAAAACCAAACUUGUUCAACAAGGCAAGUCAGUCUCUCAAAAACAUUGUUAGAACCAGAUCAAGAAACAUCACCAGCUUACACUGCAAUGAAGGUCCAUGAGUUGGAUGAUGGCGGUUUCCACAGACAACAUGAUACUGACAGGAAUUAUCAUUGCUACAUUUUUCGAUAUGUGUCAGUGCAGAUGCUCCAUGAUUUCCAGCAUGAAUCGGUUCAUAUUGAAUUUGGAUGCGAUUAUAAUAAUUUAUGUCAUAACAAAGAAAUUGGCAAAGUUCUUCGUCAGGAGUCAGUAAAUGGAUCUCAUAGCAAGCUGUUCUGUUGCAAUACAGAGAAUUGCAACACAGUUAACGAACUUCCUCAUUUGCCAGCAGAGAACAGAAUAUGUUACCAGGGUACUGACAAUAACACGGAAGCUGUUCCAGUUCAAAAGGUAUCCUGUGUUCAUCCUGACAUUAUGUGUGCUAUGACAACAACCUAUUACCCAGAUGGCAUAGUGGAAAGCUACUUUUGUGAUAAUGAGAAGCUCUGUCAGGAUAAUAUGUUGCCUGGAUCAUUCAGAUCCUGUUAUCAGUUGCUAGUUGACAAUACAACACAGAAGAUAUGCUGCUGCGAUGCCAGCUUGUGUUUUGCACCACCAAAUUCUGAAGGCAAAGCCAUCAGUGUGAAUACUUCUAGUAUUGCAGACACAAGAACCGUGGACAGCCUGCCCGCAGAGAAGACGGACAAGUGGGCACUGACAGGCCUGGUCAUCGCUCUCCUGUUUGUCACAGGGAUUGGUGGGGGCAUUUUCAUCGUGGUGUUAUGCAGAAAACACAAGAGGCCACGCCCUGAUCCUAAUGUCAUUAUGCAGUAUGAACGUCUGUCUGCUUCAGAUGUUGAUGUGGAUGAUGCUGUGGUUUUGUAG